This is a messenger RNA of Hevea brasiliensis (rubber tree), 2585 nucleotides long. Its product is annotated as sister chromatid cohesion protein SCC4. Gene Ontology annotation, cellular component: chromatin; SMC loading complex. Gene Ontology annotation, molecular function: double-stranded DNA binding; protein binding. The coding region runs from base 112 to 2280 and encodes 722 amino acids. The record is from RefSeq and is a predicted model, not a curated record. NCBI's taxonomy places the organism in Eukaryota, Viridiplantae, Streptophyta, Magnoliopsida, Malpighiales, Euphorbiaceae. The transcript is spliced from 12 exons. Gene Ontology annotation, biological process: mitotic sister chromatid cohesion; maintenance of mitotic sister chromatid cohesion.
UUUAAAUUAACAGAGAAACCAAAUGAAAGAAGGGUAAGCCCGUGGCUGUGAAUGUUCAAAUUGAAUUGAUUCAAAGAAGCAAAGGAGAAGAAAGAAAGAAAGAAAAAGAAAAUGGAAGCAGUGGCCGAGGGACUAUGGGGAUUGGCUGAUUACGAGGAGCAGAAGGGGGAGAUAGGCAAGGCAGUUAAGUGCCUUGAAGCUAUUUGCCAAACCCAGGUCUCUUUCUUGCCAAUCAUCGAAGUCAAAACCCGUCUUCGCAUUGCUACUCUUCUUCUCAAACACUCUCACAACGUCAACGAGGCCAAAUCCCACCUGGAGCGAGCCCAAUUACUUCUCAAAUCCAUCCCUUCCUGCUUCGAAUUGAAGUGCCGUACUUACAGCUUGUUGAGUCAGUGUUAUCAUCUGGUGGGUGCGAUUCCUCCGCAGAAACAGAUUCUCCAUAAGGGCCUCGAGCUCAUUGCUUCUACUGCUCCUGAGGUAACAGUUAAAUUAUGGUCCUGUAACUUCAGUUCCCAGCUGGCCAAUGCAUUGAUAAUCGAAGGGGAUUAUCAUUCUGCUAUUUCUGCUUUGGAAUCUGGUUAUGAUUGUGCUGCACAAAUUUGUUAUCCGGAAUUACAGAUGUUCUUUGCAACUUCUGUUCUACAUGUGCACCUCAUGCAAUGGUGUGAUGAUAAUUUAGUUCAGUCUGCUCUUAAUAGAUGUGAUGUGCUUUGGGAUUCCUUGGGCUCUGAAAGAAGAGAACAAUGCUUAGGUUUGCUCUUUUACAACGAACUCCUUCACAUAUUCUAUCAACUCCGCAUCUGUGAUUUCAAGAAUGCUACCCAACAUGUCGACAAGUUGGAUGCUGCUAUGAAGGCUGACAUACAGAAUAUGCGUGAAAUACAGCGCCUAAAAAAUGAACUUAGUGCCCUAAAUCAAAGUCUUUCCAGGCCUGACUUGCCCAACAGAGAUAGGUCAUUACUUUCUUUGAAGCAUUCUCAAAUUCAACAGAAACUGACAAGUAUGUCUAAAACCACAUCAUUUGCUGAACAAUCUCUGGAGCCUGCAUACUUUGGAAAUGCAAGGCGGGCAUCAGAAGAUAAGCUAGUGCUGGCACCACCUCCAAUUGAUGGGGAGUGGCUACCAAAGAGUGCUGUCUAUGCUUUGGUUGAUCUUAUGUCAGUCAUAUUUGGCCGUCCACGGGGACUUUUUAAGGAGUGUGCCAAGCGGAUUCAAUCUGGAAUGCAAACCAUUCAAGUGGAGCUGGUAAAGCUUGGAAUAACUGAUGGUGUUAGAGAAGUGGAUCUGCGGCACUCUGCCAUUUGGAUGGCUGGCGUCUACUUAAUGCUAUUAAUGCAGUUUCUUGAAAACAAAGUGGCAAUGGAGCUCACACGGUCUGAAUUUGUUGAAGCACAAGAGGCACUAGUGCAAAUGAAAGAUUGGUUCAUUCGCUUUCCAACAAUUCUCCAGGCCUGUGAGAGUGUCAUUGAGAUGCUCAGGGGCCAAUAUGCUCAUUCUGUUGGCUGUUAUAGUGAAGCGGCUUUUCACUAUAUUGAAGCAGCAAAACUAACAGAGAGCAAAUCAGUGCAAGCUAUGUGCCAAGUUUAUGCGGCCGUCUCUUAUUUCUGCAUUGGUGAUGCUGAAUCACUCUCACAGGCACUUGAUUUGAUUGGACCAAUUUACAGAAUGAAGGAUUCUUUUGUUGGAGUUCGAGAGCAAGCCAGUGUCCUUUUUGCUUAUGGCCUUUUAUUAAUGAGGCAGGACGAGUAUGAAGAAGCACGAGCUCGGCUAGCCAAGGGAUUGCAGAUUGCACAUAAUAGCAUGGGGAACCUUCAACUUAUUGCACAAUAUUUAACAAUACUUGGGCAUCUGGCACUUGCCCUGCAUGAUACUGUACAAGCCAGAGAGAUUUUGAGAUCCUCCCUUACAUUGGCAAAGAAGCUUUAUGAUAUCCCAACUCAGAUAUGGGUGCUAUCUGUUCUGACAGAUUUAUACCGAGGGUUAGGUGAGGUUGGAAAUGAAAUGGAGAAUGAGGAAUAUCGAAAGAAAAAGUCUGAUGAACUGCAACAGAAACUUUCAGAUGCACAUUCAUCCAUUCAUCACAUUGAACUGAUUGAAAAAGUUAAACUUGAAGUUAAGCAAUUUCAGGAGUUUGACAUGAAGCGUGCCAUGGCAAACCAGUCCAUGAGAGUCAAUCUAGACAUUCCGGAAUCUGUUGGUUUAUCUACUCCAUUACCAAAUUCUUCAUCAUCGAGACUUCUGGAUUUGGAUAAUAGAAGACGUGGGAAGAGAAGAAUUUAGUUUUUGAGUUUUAGGCGUCUGUACAUAGAUGUACUUUUGUUGGUAAUAUAACAGAUGGAUACUUGAAGCUUAGACAACGUCAAGGUGAGCACUGUAAACUAGAAGGACCAAUAAGAUUUUUAGGCAUUUCCAGCAAGAUACUAAAUCCCUUCACUGUUGUUAUUGUCACACUCAAAAGUCUUUGUUUAGGGAUUGGCAACAAUUCAAAGCUUUAAUCUGUUUAUGUUAGUGCAAGCAUAUUCUUUGAAUGUAUGGAUAACUUUGGAAUCGAUGGGCAAGUUUGAUGUGUGAUUAUUUAGUGGAAA